Molecule: messenger RNA, 2199 nt
Organism: Frankliniella occidentalis (western flower thrips)
Lineage: Eukaryota; Metazoa; Arthropoda; Insecta; Thysanoptera; Thripidae
Product: zinc finger protein 90 homolog
Exons: 3
Coding region: 1018-2145 (375 amino acids)
Biological process (GO): regulation of transcription by RNA polymerase II
Cellular component (GO): nucleus
Molecular function (GO): RNA polymerase II transcription regulatory region sequence-specific DNA binding; DNA-binding transcription factor activity, RNA polymerase II-specific
Source: RefSeq, a predicted model, not a curated record
AAGAUCAGUGCGCACGAGCUCAAUAACGAGCUUGCUCAACACGUGCUGGAUCUACCGCGAAAGGCGGUUAAGCAAGCCUACCGCGUGCCCGAAGGGUUUCGCUGUGCCGUGUGCUCGAAGGUGCUUGGACAUGUCACUUCGCGAACUGCGCCAACGAUCAGAGUGGUCUUCUGGACGAGAACGAACAGGACCCUCUGCAGGUCUGCCGCCUGGACGACGAGUGCGAGGACGUGAAGCCCUCGCCCCCCACGCCCGCCUGGCUUGCCGCGCAGCCCUCAGAGGCCCCGUCAGGAUCCACAGCCACCCUGCUCCCACCAGAGGGCGUCGCGCGCCCAUCCACGCCUGGACCCGCCGCCGCUGUCGAGGUAGAAGCUACGGCGGACACGUCAGCUCUGCGCAUCCCGAGCACCCGCGAGGCUGUGCAGGACGACAGCGCGGGGCGCGCGGCAGCGCCUAAAAUUAAGAAGAAGAUCGGCCGUCCACGUAAGAAGAAGCGAGGCCGUCCACGUAAGAAUGUCACGGAGUCGCUGAAACUGGGGCACGGAGUCGCGCGGGCGAGAGAGCUCAGCGCCGUCGCCAAGCCUUCCGAGCCGAACAGUUUUAUGCUCCAUAAGCAACCCCUUGCCCCGGAAGACUCUAAAAGCGAUGCAGCCCAGGCCUCCAAGAAUCGCUUCAACAAGGGGCCGCAGCCGCUGGUGCUCGAUGAGGGCGACACUACCCGCCGGUUCCGCUGUGUCAAGUGCAAGGACCGGGUCGAGGGCGGUGAUGGCGCGCUGCUCGACCACUGGAGGCGCAAGCACUUGGCGGUGGGGGCAGUACUGGACCCGUCCAAGAUUACUGCGUAUGAAGUCAACGACGAGCUGGCUCAAACCGCGCUGAAUCUCCCGCCCACGACGCUUGCGCAUAACUACCGCGUGCGCGGAGGGUUUCGUUGCCCCGUUUGUUCGAAGGUGCUAGCGAAAAAACAGAACCUUCUUUCCCAUUUACCUCGUCAUUUGGAAAAUCCCGUCGAAAACUAUGUCUUUGGCACGACUUGUACCCUAUGUCAAGUGUCAUUUUCUGAGCAGUCAGGAUUGUUGCACCACUAUCGCUUUUGGCACAGAAAUGCGACCCCAUCGAUGUGAAUUGUGUUACAAAUGUUUUAGGUUGCCGGGUCUCGUCCUGAAGGCACACAGUCACUUCGCGUACUGUGCCAACGAUCAGAGUGGUCUUCUGGACGAGAACGAAGAGGACCCUCUGCAGGGCUGCUACCUGGACGACGAGUACGAGGACGUGACGCCCUCGCCAUCCGCGCCCUCCUGCCUCGCCGCGCACCUUUUGGAGGACCCGUCAGGAUCCACAGCCACCCCGCUUCUACCCAAACGCCGCGGGCGACCACCCACUGUCAAAGUGGAAGCUACUGCGGACGCGUCAGCUCUGCGCAUCGCGAGCUGCCAUGGGGCUGUGCAGGGCGGCAGCGCAGGGCCCAAGAAGAAGCUCGGCCGUCCCCGUUCAAAUGCCGUAGACAAGGCCAGGGCGCGGGCCGAAGUCAAGGCCAGGGCAAGGGCCCGGGCCAGGGCCAGAGCAGAGGAGGCCAAGGCUAGGGCCGAGGUCCGGCGGGAUUUCAAAAACCGCGUCAACAACACGAUCCAGCCGCUGGUCCUCGAGGAGGGAUUCACCACCCGCCGCUUCCGCUGCCGCAAGUGCAAGGACCUGGUGGUCGGCGACGGCGCGCUGCUGCGGCACUGGGGGGAGGCCCACCUGCCGGCGGGGGCCGCGCCGGACCCCUCGGUGGUUGCGGCCCACGAGCUCGACGACGACCGGGUCCGAGGCUUGCUGGAUCUGCCCCGGAAGAGCCUAGCGGACACCUGCCGCGUGCGCGGCGGGUUCAGCUGCCCCAUCUGCGCCAAGGUCAUCACUUCUGUGUCGAGAACAAUAUCUCACCUUUAUUGUCACAUGGAGAGUCCGCCGCUCAACUAUGUCUGCACCAUGUGUCCGGAUGGCGUAGCUUUUUAUGAGUAUUCAGGUUUGUGGUACCACCAUCGCACUUACCACAAGAACGUGAACCCUUACCCGUGUGCCUAUUGCGACCGUAACUUCAAAUUGACGAGCGAAAGGCUGAGACACGUAAGGGCAGAUCAUAAGGAUAAACUCUCUGGCGAAUAGUAAUAACUUAGUGUAAUUUUUGUUGACAAUAAAAUAAUAAGACCUUCUGUUUCA